Molecule: messenger RNA, 2835 nt
Organism: Syngnathoides biaculeatus (alligator pipefish)
Lineage: Eukaryota; Metazoa; Chordata; Actinopteri; Syngnathiformes; Syngnathidae
Product: alanine aminotransferase 2-like
Exons: 11
Coding region: 261-1931 (556 amino acids)
Biological process (GO): biosynthetic process
Molecular function (GO): L-alanine:2-oxoglutarate transaminase activity; pyridoxal phosphate binding
Source: RefSeq, a predicted model, not a curated record
GAAAGCGUUGCCAUGUGUGCACAGUCUGUUCCAAAUUCCCCCCCCCCUCCCCAAAAGAAAAAAAAAAUACACAUAUAGUGGAAGCUUUGGAAAAUCUCCUAGAUUUUAUUCCCCCUGGGCGUUUGCCAUCAUUUAAUAUUUGGACUUUUACCCCGAUUAAAGUCCAAAAGGGACUCUCGGUCAAGGUGGCGGCUUGCACUUGUUCGGCUCGUCGCGAAACUUCUCUCGAGUGAACUCGGCGAAAAACUUUUCCGGAGAACAUGGCAGCGGCCAGGAUCGGGAGGCUGUCGCACGGCAGAGUCGCCCGGCUCGGUCUGACGAGAGGCCGGGGCGAAGCGUUCGCCGUUCGCGGCGGCUCCGGUGGCGGUGGCGUGGCCGGGGUGCGUUCACUGACCUCUCCCCUUCUGCCCGCUAGAGCCAUGGCCGGCUUGAGCGCCACUCGCUGCGGGCUGCCCAAGGAGAGCGUGGCCGAGAACGGAGGCUCGCCGCGGGGCAAAGUGCUGACCAUCGACACCAUGAACCCCACGGUGAAGAUGGUGGAGUACGCCGUGCGGGGGCCCAUCGUGCAGCGGGCGGUGGAGCUGGAGAAAGAACUCUCUGAGGGGAGGAAGAAGCCCUUCCAGGAGGUCAUCAAAGCCAACAUCGGGGACGCGCAUGCCAUGGGCCAGCAGCCAAUCACCUUCUUCCGCCAGGUGUUGGCGCUUUGCUCCUACCCCGAGCUGCUCAACGACCGCACGUUUCCAGAGGACGCCAAAAGUCGCGCACGCCGCAUCCUGGAGUCCUGCGGUGGCAACAGCAUGGGUUCGUACAGUGCCAGUCAAGGCAUCGACUCUGUGCGGCAAGACGUGGCCCGCUACGUCCAGCAACGGGACGGCGGCGUGCACUGCGACCCAGACAACAUUUACCUCACCACGGGGGCCAGCGAUGGCAUCGUGACCAUGCUCAAGCUGCUGGUGUGCGGCGAGGGCGCGGCCCGAACCGGGGUCAUGAUCUCCAUCCCGCAGUACCCUUUGUACUCGGCGGCCUUGGCCGAGCUGGGCGCCGUGCAGAUCAACUACUACCUCAACGAGGAGGCCUGCUGGAGCAUGGACAUCAGCGAGCUGCAGCGGGCCCUGGACGAGGCCCGGGGCCGCUGCAACCCUCGAGCCUUGUGCGUCAUCAAUCCCGGGAACCCCACAGGCCAGGUUCAGAACAGGAAGUGCAUCGAAGACGUCAUCCGAUUCGCCGCCAAGGAGCGUCUGUUCCUCAUGGCCGACGAGGUUUACCAGGAUAACGUCUAUGCCGAUGGGUGCCAAUUCCACUCUUUCAAGAAAGUGCUGUUCGAAAUGGGGCCCGAGUACUCCAACACGGUGGAACUGGCCUCCUUCCACUCCACCUCCAAAUGUUACAUGGGAGAGUGCGGCUUCCGCGGCGGCUACAUGGAGAUCAUCAACAUGGACGACGAGGUGAAAGCUCAGCUGACCAAGCUGGUUUCGGUGCGCCUAUGCCCGCCCGUUCCCGGACAGGCGCUGAUGGACCUCGUGGUCAACCCGCCGCAGCCCGGAGAGCCGUCGUACGACAAAUUCAUGAAGGAGCGUACAGCCACCCUAAGUGCCUUAGCAGACAAGGCCAAACUGACGGAGGAGGUUCUGAAUACCGUGCCUGGCAUCAGCUGCAAUCCUGUGCAGGGCGCCAUGUACUCCUUCCCUCGUAUUAGCAUUCCAGAGAAGGCUGUCAAAGAAGCUGCGGGAAAAGGACAACAGCCCGACAUGUUCUACUGCAUGAGGUUGCUGGAGGAGACGGGGAUCUGCCUCGUUCCCGGGAGCGGCUUCGGACAGAAGGACGGAACCUACCACUUCAGGAUGACCAUUCUGCCUCCCACCGACAAGCUGAAGAUCCUCCUGAGCAAAGUCAAGGAGUUCCACCAGAGGUUCACCAAGCAGUACUCCUAAGUCCCCUCCAUUUCUCAAACACACACAUUCAAUCAAGAACUUUUGGCAAAAUUCCGAUGCUCCUCCUCCUCCUUUUUUUUUUUUUUUUUUUUUUUUUAAGUGCCUUCAACGUGGACUCUUCUUUCUAUCGCACUUCCUUCCUCCACACGGACGUUAUCAAAACUAAACUUGCCUCAAAAUUGUUGCACAGCGUGGAUGGCGAGUACAGAAGAAUACGUGCCAAAGUUUUUUGGUUUUUUUUUUUAAUUAAAGAAAAAAAAAAACAAUUAAUGCUGCUUAAUGAAACAAACCACAAAGUAUUCAUUGCCGCAGGCCGUACGUGACUGAUUUGCAUGCCCAAAAUAAAUGUCGUGCUUGCUUCCUUUUGUAAUAAUAUACUAAAGGAGAAAUUGUAAUAUGACUAAGGAGCCAUUUUCUUCUCGCUGUGAACAAUAAAGAGAACACGCUGAGCACUGACAAAAAAAAAAUGGAAUGAGCGAUUCAAACAUUAAUCAGGCCUGUAUUAUACGCAAAAGUCAAUUAUGGUCAAAGUUUUCCUUUUUCCAUAAUACGUAUAAAGGUGAGGGGAGUUAGUUUCAGUGGUACUUUCAUAAUUUUAUUCCAAUAUGCUAACAAGGGAGACUCUAAGAAGCAAAUGCAACGGUAAUAAAGUUGCUUUGAAAGAGGAAACUAAGAAGAAAGAGCACUGUAAUAUUUCAACUUUAUUCUCAUAAAAUUAGGGGAAAAAAACUACAUUAUUUUGCAUGUGAAGUUGUGUUUUCCUGUAUAAUGUCUUUAAUCUUGGAAUAAGACUUGUCACAAAAUUAUAACUCUUCCCACAAAAAAAAAAUCUUAACAUUAAGUUUAUUCUCAUAAAAUUCAUUUUUGGAUCCUUUUGUCCUGUAAAAUAUUUUUUCUCCUGACA